CGGACCGACCUCUCUGUGCAUCGACCACACCCAUGGGCAGAGUGAAGACCUUCGCGAUCCUCUACGACCGCCCUACCUACUCCUGCGGGGAGUGGGUCUCCGGACGGAUUGUGCUGGAGCUCACGGAUCAGACCGAGGUGAAAGCCCUUGAAGUCCUCGCCAAGGGCAAGGCGUACGUGCGCUGGACGGAAGGACACUACGUUCCAACUCCCAUCACACUCGUGUUUAUACCCAGGAGCACCAUACUUCAAACACAGGUACCAGCCCAUUAGAGCAGAUGUACGGUGGAGAGCAUUCUUACUGGUUCCAUCACCGCCAGGUAUGGAGGCUCCAAUGAACAGGAUUGAAAGAGGUUCCAUCACGGGCGUAACCCUCCCCUCCAUCGAGGACAUCUUCAAGAGGCAGUUCCUCAAGAAGGCAGCAUCCAUCAUUAAGGACCCUCACCAUCCAGAAUAUGCCCUCUUCAUGUUACUGCCAUUGGUGAGGAGGUACAGGAGCCUGAAGACCCACACUCAAUGUUUCAGGAACAGCUUCUUCCCCUCCGCCAUCAGAUUUCUGAACGGUCCAUGAACUCAUGAACACUACCUAGUUAUUCCUCUUUUGCACUAUUUAUUUAUUUUAGUAACUUAUAGUAAUUUUUAUGUCUUGGACUGUACUGCUGCUGCAAAACAAUGAAUGUUAUGACAUAUGUCAGUGUUAAUAAACCUGAUUCUGAAACACCAAGCCAUAAAGGGCGGAGAGACAAGAUUUCUUUAUUAGUCACAUGUACAUCAAAGCACAGUGAAAUGCAUGUUUUGCAUAGAGGGUUCUGGGGACAGCCUGCAAGUGUUGCCAUGCUUCUGGCACCAACAUAGCACGCCCACAACUUCCUAACCUGUAUGUCUUUGGCACGUGGGUACACCUAGAAGAAACCCAUGCAGUCACAGGGAGAACGUACAAACUCCUUACAGACAGUGGCCGGAAUUGAACCGCUACACUACUGUGCCUGCCCACUGCAGAUCGGUUGGAGCAAAGAAAACCUGCAGCAGGAACUCAGCGGUCAGGCAACAGAGGGAUGGUCGAUGUUCUGGGUUGAGACCCUGCAUCAGGGCAACGGGUCGAGUGCUGGAAAAUUAGAUCAGUGCAGAUGGGUACUAAGUGGCACUGUGUCUGUAAAGAAAGGCAUCUAAACAAAGCAAGGCUGGCUACUUGAUGGCUGGCAACCACAUGGUGCAUCGAAGGGCGUUUCUGUGCUUCUGUCUGUUGGCAGUCCCAUAUCUGGUGAGAUGUGACAGUGAGAUCGGUGCUGCAACAGGUCGCCAGCAGCAAUGCUGUUUCCUGGUUUCACUUUGUGUGGGUAACUGUGGGCGGAAUACAUCUGAAACGACAAGCUUCCUCUGUUCCAUUUCGCAACUAUAAAGCACAGACUUGUCACCUUUCACCAUCCCUGCCCGCGUUUCUGCUGGAUUGCUCAAUGUGCUACAAAGUUGACGAGGACCCCAUCAGCGGCCAGAUGCUCAACAAUUCACUGACCGCUUGGACAUUCGCUGCUAUUGUAGUGUUAUAUUAAUGCUGAAUAAUCCCCGUUCCUCAGAACGGAAGCAGAAACUGAAUUCCUCCUCUGGCAGUUUGCCAAGAGACCUUCAGAGGGGUGGAGCCCAUCAUCCGCUCCCAGAACUGUGUCAGUGACCAUCCCGAAGCGGUGUUGAGUUCCCCAGUCGGCCGAGGACGGGGUCCCAGCACAGUCCCGGACCGACCUCUCUGUGCACCGACCACACCCAUGGGCAGAGUGAAGACCUUCGCGAUCCUCUACGACCGCCCUACCUACUCCUGCGGGGAGUGGGUCACCGGACGGAUUGUGCUGGAGCUCACGGAUCAGACCGAGGUGAAAGCCCUUAAAAUCCACGCCAAAGGCCAGGCGUACGUCCACUGGACGGAGAGCGACUCCUCUUCUGAAUCCAACCAGUCUCGGGAUUACACUCAGGAGCUCCGAUACUUCAAACACAAGCACCUGCUGAUUGGGACCGAGUCUUCUGACGAAGUUACUGUAUUGCAGUCGGGCAGACAUGAGUAUCCAUUCAGUCUUGUACUUCCAACAAUGCCGCCACUACCUUCUUCCUUUAAGGGUGCACAUGGCCACGUAAGCUAUUGGAUGACAGCCAAACUGCACAGGCCUUGGAAGCUGAGAACUAAAGUGAAAGAAAUAUUUACAGUAUUUAACCAGAUUGAUAAUAACGCCCCUGGACUAUUGGAGCCACUGAUGGUAACGGAUGAGAAAACUAUUUGCUGCUGGUGUUGUGCCUCAGGCCCAGUAUUGCUAAAUGCCAAAAUUGAACGGAAGGGCUUCAUAGCAGGUGAUUCAAUUCAAAUAUUUGCUGAAAUUGAGAACCACUCUUCCCGCAAAGUUGUGCCAACGGCAGCCAUUUUUAAAACAAUCACCUACCAUGCAAAAACCAAGAAAAGAUCGUCUGCGGAACUUGUAACCAAAAUCGAGGGAGAGCCAGUACUAGCCGGACAAAAAGACAGUCGGAAUGUAAUGCUAUUGAAAAUUCCAGAAACUCCUCCUACAUUGAUGAACUGCACCAUUAUCCAGAUGGAAUAUUCAAUUAAGGUAUCCGUAGAGAUUCCAAGAGCAAUGAAUUUGACCGUCAGUUUACCAAUAGUUAUUGGUACAAUUCCAUCGCAUUCUUUCGGUGCCCCGGCAAGUGACUUCGGUAUUCAGUAUGGGAUGGACUACGGCAAUGUAAACCAAACGCACCCUGACAAACCUGAAGUGGCUGCUGGUUUUUUGGUCAACAACAAGAAUAUUGGCUUCUGCACAUGAAGGGAAUGAAAAGUCUUCAGAGGUAUUGCGGAAUGAAGAUUAAACAAAUCCUUCAGGGUUGGGUGUACGAUGUCUAGUUCUCUGAGUCCUCUGACAUAAUCCAACUCCUUCUCAAAAUAUCUUCAAUUUAAAGACAUCAAAGACAGAAUAGAACACAAUAAUCUUGAAACCAAAAAAACGAUAUUAUUGUACUUCAUUACAUUUUUUUAUUACAUUUAAGAAUAAGGACAUUGUUAACCAUUUUAUAUGGACAAUAACAUACUUGCAUUAACAGCAGCAUAGCCAAUGCAUGAGAACAAUAUUGUUUUGUAAUAUGUUAUUAUUCUCUGUAACCUUCAGAGAAUGUUGUUCAUGUUCAUUUUUCAUGAGUUGAUGCAUUUGUAUAUGUUUAUGUUGCUACAAUAUUAUCAGCUGAUGUCUUGCAUCUAUGUAUAUAUCCAUGUCUCUAUAAUGUUAUAGCAGUAACCAAAUUGGUGCAGAUUUUUAACAUAGGAUGUAUCACAUCGAAACAGGUCAUUUAAUGCAGCUGGUCUAAUUUAACUUCUUCCUGCCUUGGCUCAUCUAAAUCUGUCAGCAUAAUCUUCUGUUCUCUUCUCCUCAGUGUGCUUGUCCAUCCCCUUCAAUGUAUAUUGCCCGAACAUCUCCCCACAGAAGCAGAUUCCACAUUCCCACCAAUCUUUGGCUAAAGAAGUUUUAUUUGAAUUCCCUUUUGGAUUUCUUAUUGAUUACCUUUUACUGAAGUUCUCUAGAUAGGUUCUUUCCCACUGGUGGAAACACUCUGUCAAAACCUUCUAUCAUUUUAAAGUCCUCAUCUAAGUUGUAUUAUAUUCUUACAAGAGACCCAGAACAUACAGCCUUUCCAAAUACAUAAACCCUCUCAUUUCUGAUGUAAAUUUUGUUUUAUGUUCCUUGAUUUAAUUUCUUAAUUCCUCUUUGCCUUCUUAGUUAUUUUUCUUCCUUCUUUCCACUUCUCUUCAUAUUCCCUCUUGUCAUUGCAGCUGGUGUUGUCUAUAUGCUUAAGAUACACCUUUCUUUACCUUUGCUACAACCUAUUCAUCCACAGAGUUCUGUGAAUGUUCAAUUUCUUCUUUUAACGGAAUAUAUUUUUUGUGGACUGUGAACACCUUUUAAAAUAUUUCCAAUUUAUUAUCUUACGUCAUUAUUUGUCAGUGCUAUUGCCUAUUUUAUCUUCCUGUUCUCAGCUUUGCAAAAUCAGCCUCCCUCUAAUCUGUUAUCCUGGUUUUCUUUAUACUUAAGCCUUUAUCUUUUUAAAAUGUAUUAUGAUCAGUAUAGGCUAAAUGCUCCCCCUAAUUUUUCUUCCUUUGUCUGCUCUAGUUUGAUUUCUUAUUUUUAAAUUCAAUAGCAGAUCCUCCUUUGUUGGAUUUUUUGCUUAUUGAGUUGGAAAAGAGUCCUUACACAUUAUAGGAAUUCCCUUAUCCCAUUCACCUAUCUGUUCGAUCCAGUUAAUAUCAGGGUUGUUGAAAUUCCCAAUGAUUAUUACGACAUGAUUUUUACUUAAUUUGUCAGCACUUUCCUUCCUCCUUCGGGUUGCUGGUUGAUUAUGAUGAUUGCUAUGACUGACAUAGAAGGUAGAACAUUCCAGCAUAGUACAGGCCCUUCAGCCCACUAUGUUGUGCUGACAUUUUAUCCUGCUCUAAGAUCUAUCUAACCCUUUCCUCCCACAUAGCCCUCCAUUUCUCUAUCAUUCAUGUGUCUAUCUAAGAGUCUCUUAAAUGCCCCUAAUGUAUCUGCCCCACCACCUCUGCCGGCAGUGCGUUCCACGCACCCACCACUCUCUGUUUAAAAAAAACUUACCUCUGACUUCACCCCUAUGCCUUUCUCCAAUCACCUUAAAAUUAUGCCCCUCAUGUUAGCCAUCGUCACCCUGGGAAAAAGUCUCUGACUGUCCACUCGAUAUAUGCUCUUAUCAUCUUGUACACCUCUAUCAAGUCACUUCUCAUCCUCCUUCGCUCCGAAGAGAAAAGCCCGAGCUCGCUCAACCUAUCCUCAUAAGACAUGCUCUCCAAUCCAGGCAGUAUUUUUUAUUACCUUUUUAUUAUCUUUUAUCCCUAUCCAUGUAAAUUCUAUUUUUGACUCAAUGCAGAUGCAUUCUUUUUUUCAGCUGCCAGUAUAUCAUCUGUAACAUGAUAACUAGAUUUGCUCUCCCUCUGUCCAACUUCCUUUCCAGCCACCCUUACCGGCCACUGGUACGCCUUUGGAAUUCUCAUUCCAGGCUGCAGAGGAAGCGACCUUUCCUGUAAUUAUAGAUCAACCUAUCACUGCUACAUUUCUGUCCUGCUCUUCCCACAUAUUGGACAACACUUCUGAGCCGCAGCACUGUGGGCUGAAUUGUGGCUGUCCAACCUGUUCUUUCACAAAUUGAUUCUUAGAAUCAGUAGAAAUGUACAGCAGAGAAAUGGGGCCUUUCAGCCCAUCUCGUCCAUGCUGACCAUGAUACCUAUUUACACUAAUCCCGUUUGUCCAUAACCCUCUCCACCUUUCCUGUGUAAUUACCUCUCCAAACACCUCCUAAAUGUUAUACUUGUAUCUGCCUCCACUACCUCCUCUGGCAAUUUGUUCCAGAUAACCACCACCUCUGUGUGGAAAAAUUUACCCCUCAUAUCUCCUUCAAAUUUCUCCUCUCUCACCUUAAACCUGUGUCCUUUAGUUCUAGACUCCCCUGCCCUGCGGAAAAGAUUCUGAUUGUCUAUCCUAACUACGCCCUUCAUAAUUUUAUAAACCUCCAUAAGGUCACCUCUACGCCUCCUAUGUUACGACGAGAACAGACCCAGCCUAUCCAAUCUCUCGUUAUAACUACAGCCCUCCUUUCCAGACAAUGUCCUGAUGAAUCUCUUCCGCACUCUUUCCAUUGCUACCACAUCCUUCCUGUAGUGUACACAGUACUUCAGUUGUGGUCCAGCCAGUGUUUUGUACAACUACAACAUGAAAUCUCAACUCUUAUACUCAAUGCCUCAGCCUAUGAAGGCAGGCAUAGAAAAAUGCCCGUUCUACUACCCUAUCCAUCUGUGUCACCACUUUCAAGAAGCUGUGGACUUGCACUGCAAGAUCUCUCGGGACAUUAACACUACUAAAAUGGAUUAAAUUUCAUCUGCUGCUGCUGCUCUACCCAACUUUCCAGCUGAUCUAUAUCCCACUACGUCCUUAGACAACCUACUUCAAUAUCUAUGACUCCAUCGAUUUUCAUAUCAUCUGCAAACUUACUAAUCUUACAUUCUCGUCCAGGUCGUAUAUUAGAAGCGGCAAAGGUUCCAGCACUGAUCCCUUCCAGUCAGAGAAACCAUCCCUCCACCGUGACCCUCUGCCUCCUAUCACCAAGCCAAUUUUGGAUCCAGUUUGCCAACGUGCCUCAGAUUCCUUGUGCCUUCUGAACCAGCCUAGCAGGACCUUAUCAAAAGCCUCGCUAAGGUCCAUGUAAACCAUAUCUACCACUCUGCUCACACCAAUAUUCCUAGUUACCUCCUCAAAAAAACUCAAUCAGACUCUUGCCAGACAAAGUUGAUAUGCCUUCUUGUCUUUGAUACCCCGACCAUGGGAGAAAGAUUUUGACUAUCUAUCUAUGCCUCUGAUAAUCUUCUAAACUUCUGCCUCCUUCGCUCCAGAGAAAACAAGCUCAGCCUAAAGUCCUCAAUCCAGGCAACCCGGUCUCAAUCUAAAAUGCAUGGAAUAUGUGCACUCAAAGAACUUAUGUUAAGUGUCUGAAUUUUUCUUUAAAAUAUGUAGUUACAAACAAAGAUGAAAUCUCUCAAUCUUUUCGCUAAAUCAGCACUAUGACAGCAAAAGUAUAACUGACAUUUAUAUCUCAGUCUCUAACUCUUUAAAAACAAAAUAUUAUCUGGUGAUUAUUACCUAAUUGCUUGGUGAGAGCUUUCAUUUCACAAUUAGUUGCCCUUGUUACACAGAUUACAACAGUGACUAAUCAGGAAAAGGUAUUUCAUCCACUGUAAUGCACCUUGAGCAUCAUAAAAUUGUUUACAGAUACAAGGCUUUCCUUAAAGAUUCAGCUGGAACUGUAGUACUACCAGGACAUAAAGUCAGUGAUAAACCAAAAUAAUGGCUGAAGAAUAAUAGGAAACAAGUACAUUAUCAUCUUUAUCCAGUCUUGACAAAAGGUUCUGGAGCUUGAAACGUUAACUCUGUUUCUCUUUCCACGGAUGUUGCCUCAUCUCCUGAUUGUUUUCAGCAUUUUCUGUUUUUAUUCCAGUUUUUUACUUGUUUUCCUAAUGUACAGUGUAUUGGAAUUGCAUGAGCAAAAAUAAAAAUUACCCCUUUAAACAAAGUCAGUUAAUGGAAGGGUUUUGCCAGAUAUUAAGAGUGAUUCCACAUUAUUGCUAUGGAGCCUGAUAAGCUUCUGUAAGAGGUGUGGAAUUUGUUUAUUCACUCAUAUAUUUGUGUCAUUUUACAUGUUGAUGAAUCAGAAAGAAUGAAAUAACCACUUUUUAAUUUGUGACUUUUGAUAUCAGAACUUUUAGCGAUGCCUUAAGAAGCAAAACCCAAACUUUUUAUUACAUUCCAAAAUGUCCAGUUUCACUCCAAUAGUACGGCCUCCCAAAAUAAUUCAUUUUUAGAAGUUGCUUUUAAAUGUUUUGCAGCUCAUUAAAAAAGAAGUCCUGAUAUAAGACACCAAGGUGUAGAUUUUUAUCUUCACCUGAGCUAACAUAUUACCCAAGUAAUAUAUGAACAUUGGAAUCCAGCUCAGAGGAUCAUGGACCGCGAAUAGAACUUGCCUAAAGAAGUCGACUAUUCUCCAUUUUGAAUGCCCACAUUUCCCCCCUCCUGCUUCAUCUCGGCCAUACCAUAUGUCCCAGCAGUAAGGAUGAAAAUCUACCUCAUUGCCAAGUCUUCAUCAAGAACACGUUUAAUCUUAUGUAGAAAUUGACCAAAGUUUUUAUCCCAGCAUGCUGGACUUUUAAAACAAGCAUUUAAAGCAGACUGUCAGCAUAAAAAUCUGCGUCAGGAUUCGUUCAUACACAAGCAAGACUAACCAAAGGACACAAUUUAUUUAUCUGGUUUUGCUCCGCAGCGUCUGUGGCCUGAUAGGUAAGUGCUCACUGAACCUUUCAAGCUGCUGAUAAAUUUCCCCAUCUGUGAAAGUGGAUGAUAGAUUGAGCAGAGCUUGGACUUGCAAGGAAUGGACUUAACACACAAAGUUCCAACCAACGGGUCGGCGGGUCGCAACAAUCUGUUGCCAUGGGGUGUUUGAGGCAAGCUGAGGGCGAUUUUCAAAGGACUGUGGACAAGAUUGAUCACCCGUACAGACUGGAGCAUGCUCCUUUGAAUGACUGCUGGGGUGAGUUGCCUUUGAGUUCAAGUUACAAUUGAGAGAUAAAACAGUACGAUUGCUGGAGUACAGAGGCUAAGUCAGUGCACAAUAUUUUGCAGUAUUUUAUAUCAUAUCUUCCUGAUUAAAAAGGUAUAGGGUAUCUAUGAUAUCUUUCUUUUGUAAUUCUCUGAUGGUUGCAAUAUUUUCUGUUAGCUAUGGUGCUUUAUAAUAUAUUGGUUAUAUUUACUUAAUAAACUUUAUUGGUAUUGGUUUAUUAUUGUCACUUGUACUGAGGUACAGUGAAAAUCUUGUCUUGCAUACCGUUCGUACAGGUCAAUCCAUUACACAGUGCAGUUACAUUGAGUUAGUACAGAGUGCACUGAGGUAGUACAGGUAAAAACAAUAUCAGUACAGAGUAAAGUGUCACAGCUACAGAGGAAGUGCAGUGCAGGUAGACAAUAAGGUGCAAGGUCACAACAAGGUAGAUCGUGAGGUCAGAGUCCAUCUCAUGAUAUAAGGAAACUGUUCAAUAGUCUUAUCACAGUGUAAAGUCUUACCACACUUUACAAAGGAGCUUUCAUCAGUCCUGAUGAAGGGUCUCGACCCGAAACGUCGACUGUUUAUUUCCCUCCAUAGAUGCUGCCUGACCUACUUAGUUCCUCCAGCACUUUGUGUGUGUUGCUUCAGUUUCCAGCAUUUGUAGACCCUCUUGUGCCUUUGGAUUGUGCUGCUCUGUGAGUCUUGACUAGUUUUACUCUGUCCUGAUCAGGCCAAACUCAGAGACUAUGUGUAGGGAAGAUAGGAAGAAUGACCCAAGAAUAAAACACGGAUUUCAAAAUGUGAUAACCACCUCGUACAAAGAAAGGGUUGCGUCCUGCAAUGCCUCCAUCUCCAGCUCCACCAGCAACAGCACCACGUCCUGGGGGCUGUGACAUGUCUGGAUAAUUUGUCAUCCAAGAAGAGAAAGGAAGGCAGAGUUCUAUUUCUUUUGUAUCCUUCACAACCUGGUCAGGUUUUAAAGCACUUUACAGCUAAUGAAAUAUUUUUGAAGUGCAGUCAUCAUUUUAUGCAGGAAAUUUAAACCCAGGAAAGUCGCACAAACAGCAAAUUGAGAAAGGCUGUAUGAUAUGCUUUUGUGAUGUUGAAAUGUUGUUAAGAAUUGUGCCACAGUGGUUGGAGAGUGUGUGUGUCUGUGUGUGUGUAUAAUUCAUACACAGGCAUCUUCCAGUCCACAGAAGUGGAAGGGAAGCCAAUCAUCGUCCACCCCAAGGGACUGCACAAGAAGAAGAGGCAUGGGAUGGUUUCCAUCCAUUUGAGGGCUCAAUGUUUCAUCUCAUUUAGGGUGCACUGCUCAGCACUGUAUUGGACCAUCAACCUCAUUUUCUUGUGCUCAAGAUUCUGGGGAUUUUAAAUGCCACCCUAUUUGAUUAUGAAUAUGGAAACUUACUGUAAUGGUUAGCAUAACAUUAUUACAGUGCCAAUGACCCGGGUUCAAUUCCGGCUGCUGUCUGUAAGAAGUUUGUACGUUCUCCCCGUGUCUGCAUGAGUUUCCUCCGGGUGCUCCGGUUUACUCCCAUAUUCCACUGACAUAAGGGUUAGGAAGUUGUGGGCGUGCUAUGUUGGUGCCGAAAGUGUGGCAACACUUGCGGG
Pristis pectinata (smalltooth sawfish) is the source of this 9734-nucleotide messenger RNA. RefSeq names its product arrestin domain-containing protein 3-like. Gene Ontology annotation, biological process: protein transport. Bases 1760 to 2803 code for a protein of 347 amino acids. Gene Ontology annotation, cellular component: cytoplasm. The transcript has 8 exons. NCBI's taxonomy places the organism in Eukaryota, Metazoa, Chordata, Chondrichthyes, Rhinopristiformes, Pristidae. The record is from RefSeq and is a predicted model, not a curated record.